Molecule: messenger RNA, 3379 nt
Organism: Dichomitus squalens LYAD-421 SS1
Lineage: Eukaryota; Fungi; Basidiomycota; Agaricomycetes; Polyporales; Polyporaceae
Exons: 8
Coding region: 1489-3264 (591 amino acids)
Source: RefSeq, a predicted model, not a curated record
GCCAUCCUCGCCGGAGUCGUCGUCUUCGUCGACCUCAUCGGCAAGGGCAUCUUCGAUGCUUGAAACCAGCCUUGUCGGACUUGCUUCACUUGUCAAUGCGUAUGAGUGUGGAGCUGCCAUUGUUCUGGUUCUUGCCCUCUGACCAGGAUGGCGGAAGCAGAAACAAUGAGUGCCCGCUUCGCGUUCCUGGGCCUCGCACGAUACUCAGGAUUAUCGCGGGCAGUCAGGCUCACCGAGGCCAUCUCGUGGAACGAGUGUUGUAGCAGUGACGGAAGGGUGUAUUUGCCUGGGUGGCAACCUCAGGGCUCGCUUUCGACCAUUCUCCUUCCCCGCAACUGCGUCUGCAUCGUGAUCUGGCUGACAUCGCGGUCUCUCCCGGUUUCCUUCAUCUGUGUUGGUUGUCCUUCCGCGCCGAGCGUGCGGACGCUGCUCUCUCCGGUGGGUAUAUGCUGCGUCGGGAGAACGGCGCCCGCAGGCUGGCGCGGAACGAAGUUGCACAGGCUCGUCACCCUCUCGUUCUCGCUCGUGCUGCAAGAUAUGCUCAUGGCCACCCGUAUCAGCGAAUGGUCGAGCGUGUCAUGCCAAGCGGACCCCCCAAAACGACCUCACGCCGAGGUGGGAACGUACCCUUGCGUCAUGUUUCGCUGAUCUUCUACGUUCGUGAUGCAUGGCUUGUUCUUCGUAUGCAAGCGGUCAUGCGCCAACGUCCGUAUAGUUCUCGCGGCUCCGACGAAUGGUUCCGGACUGCCACGCUCUCCUUAUCGGAGAUGUUGUAACGCGGGGGCUAGAUGUUUAAGCAAUCACGGUUUUCACAAGGUGCACAUUCACCAUCUGGUCGUGAGAGCAGGAUCGACAGGUUCGGAGGUUGCUUCUUUUCAGUGUCUUAUCUACUUGGCGGACGACAUCGUUGGGACAUCGGAGGCAGUUCGGACGGCAUUAAUGAGAUGGUCGUCGUAUGGAAUGCGGCGUGCACGUCAAUAUUACGCGGAUCGGGACAGAGGGAACGGAGUCGGAGCGCGGGCGUUCCCAGCACUCGUCUGGUUUCAUUUAAAUUUUGAACGCUUUGAAGUGGAUGGUACAUCGAAUCGGCGCCGAGGUUCGAGUCGGUGGUGCGUGAGACCCAACGGUGCAGCCGCGUAACUUGUACACAAGUUCCCAUGCAAUGUUCUCACUGAGGUCAGUGUCGAAGCACGAUCCGGCCAGAGGCUACAGCCUGCGCAGGUCGUCUACAGCGGUUUGGUCAUACCAGUGCUUCGACGAUCGGCGGAUCCGGUUAUGAAGAGAUGCCGUGCGCACCCAUUCUUCACGUCUGUCGAUGGAUUCGGUCUGAUCUGGCUCUUGGCGUGCAUGGCGUAUCUGCCCUGCGGCCGAUUCCACCCCUCGAACAUCUCUUGCUUGAUAGCCCCCGCGGCCGAUAGUUGACAUCACCCCGUCUGGUAUAAGGUUGGCGCCGCUCUCAGCAAGGCUCCGAUCCUCCUUCCACCACGCAUGCCCUACUCCUCUCCGUCCUCGCGCCGUCUGCUCGCUGCCGUCGUCCUCCCUCUAGUUGCCACCUAUGUCUCUGCGUUGAACAUCACCGUCCCGGCUGCUCUACCUGACAACGCCCAGCCACUGUCCACUACUCUCGUCUCUUUUUCAAUAGAGCAGGAUCGCUGGCCUGACUGGACAGGAGUCGACGCUCGCAACAACUUCACCUUCAAUGCGCUCUGGAACUACGCCGAGCUCACUGGGAGCCCCCCAAGCAUCCGCGUCGGUGCGAACUCGGCAGAUCGUACCUUUUGGGCCCCGACAGAGAGCCUGAACGAGGACUCCUUUCCCACACCCAACUCUGUAAACCCCUAUCCCGAAGCGACACGCAUCGUUGUAGGCAACAACUUCUACAACCUCUCCAAGUAUCUUCCUCCAGGUACGCGCAUAACUUGGGGCGUAAACUUGGCCGCGAACAACGUCACGAACGCCAUCAACAUGGCGAGGGCGAUCACCGGCUCCUUUAGCGAUCCCGCUGUGAUAGCGUCGGACAUUAUCCUUGACCGCAUCGAGAUCGGAAACGAGCCCGACCUGUACGCCCACAAUAACUUGCGACCUUCCAACUACUCGGUCAAAGAGUAUGUUUCCGAGUGGCAGGCGAACGCGGACCCGGUGGUGCAGGCCCUUGGGAUCCGCGGGCGGAGCGGGUUGUUCACGAUCCAGGGUGCUGCAUUCGCUAACCAAGGCUUCACGCCCCGCGAGAUAUUCAACCUUGGCAUCCUGAACAGCACGGGUGGGAAGGCGAUCUCCACCAUCUCCCAGCACCACUAUUCGGGCCAAUCCUGCAAAGGCGGGAAUUUUCCGCUCAACUCGUUCAUGAACAAGACGGCUAUCCGUGGCAACUUGUCGGUCUUUGAGCCUGACAUCAAGGCGACGCGGGCGCAGGGGCUCGACUAUGUUCUCGGCGAGACGAAUAGUAUCGCGUGCCACGGUGCCCCUGGAGUAAGUGACUCGGCUGGGGCUGCGCUGUGGGUUGUCGAUUACACCCUCCAUGCGGCGACGCUGGGCAUCAAGGAGGCGUAUUUCCACGAAGGGGUUGGCUACAAGUAUAACUUCUUCCAGCCUGUGUCACUGAAUCGCUCUAUCGACGACGGCUCCUCUGUCAACCCGCCGACACCUCCGCGCGUGAUGCCUAUAUACUACGGCGGGCUGUUCAUCAACUCCUUCAUCGGCAACACAGGUUCCUCGGAGUUCGUAGAGCUCGACGUCAACCACACGUACGUCACAGGCUACGCGGUAUACGAGCAAGGCCACCUCGCCCGCGUCGCCUUCGUCAACCUCCAGCCGUAUCUAUCGAACACGCGCGGGGCCCGUCCCUCCGUCAACAUCCGCAUCGACUUUAUCUCCCCCGCGGACUCGCCGUCCCUCGCCCAGCUGCUCAACGGCCAGACCGUCAGCGCGGAGCACCUGCUGCUCAGGUACGCCGACGACAAGGCGAACCUCACGUUCGGCCGGCGGUCGUACGAGACGCCAGACGCGCUCCCGGACUCGCCGACGGAGGCCGUGGACGGGUUCCUGCUGUCGGGGAAGCCGCUCGCGCUGCCCGCCUCGGAGGCCGUGCUGAUCAGCUUCGCGCCGCCGUCGAGCCCUGCGGGAGCUGGGCCGAGCGGGAGCACCCCGGUCUCGAGGAACGGCACUGUUAUCGUGGCCGGGGUGAUUUCGGGCGUCGUGGGUGCUGCGCUGUGCGUUGGAGGGGUGUGGUAUCUGCGGAGGAGGUUUUCGGUGCGGAAGCUGUAGUGUUUUCCUCGUUGUGUUGUUUUGGAUAUUCUUAUUGUUAUCGGGAUAACGCUAUUUGGGUCAGCUGUUUGGACGCCUCGGGGCGUAUGUUAGUGUAUAGCCUUCGAUUAAUUCU